Molecule: messenger RNA, 2338 nt
Organism: Euleptes europaea (tarantolino)
Lineage: Eukaryota; Metazoa; Chordata; Lepidosauria; Squamata; Sphaerodactylidae
Gene: AR
Product: androgen receptor
Exons: 8
Coding region: 1-2334 (777 amino acids)
Biological process (GO): male gonad development; regulation of DNA-templated transcription; androgen receptor signaling pathway
Cellular component (GO): nucleus
Molecular function (GO): steroid binding; zinc ion binding; nuclear receptor activity
Source: RefSeq, a predicted model, not a curated record
AUGGAGGUGAGGCUGUACGCCCGGCCGCCGGGCAAGACUUUCCGCGGCGCUUUCCAGAGCCUCUUCCAGAGCGUGCGCGAAGCUUUCCACAGCCCCGGCGGGGCGCGCGACGAGCCCGGCCAGCAGCACGCGACCCCCGCCGCCGCCGCCGCCGCCGCCUUGCCGGCCGCCAGCCCGCCCCAGCAGCAGCAGCAGCCGCCGCCGCCCGGCGCCUCGCCCACCUACCUGCCGCUGGACGAGCAGCCCCCGGCCGGCAAAGAAGACCGCGAGCCGCCGCCGCCGCCCGCCGCCGCCGCCUCGCUGGCCCUGCUGAGCCCCGCUCCCUUCCACAGCUGCUCCGGGGACCUGAAGGAGCUCCUGGGCGAGGGCAGCCCGCUGCCGCUCCUGCCCGACGCCCAAGGGCCGCCGCCGGCGGGGGGGGGCAAGGAGGGCCUGCUGGGCGAGAGCGCCAAGGAGCUGUGCAAGGCCGUCUCGGCCUCCAUGGGGCUGGCGCUGGAGGCGCUGGAGGCGGCGGGCGGCGAGCUGCUGCCGGCCCGCGGCGACUGCAUGUUCGCGCUGCCCGGCGCGGCGCCGCGGCCCCUGGCGCUGGGCGCCUGCAAGAUCGUCGAGGCCGGCCCCGAGGAGGGCGGCGGCGGGCGGGCGGCGGCGGCGGCGGCGGCGGGGGGCGAGGGCGCGCCGGCCCUGCACGUCGCCGGCCCGCUCAGCCUCUACAAGAGCGCGCCCGACCUCGACGAGGCGGCGGCGGCGGCGGCGGCGGGCCGGGACCUGUGCGCCUUCCCGCUGGCGCUGGCGCCCGCCGGCCGCAUCAAGCUGGAGAGCCCGCUGGAGUACGCGGCGGGCGGCGGCGGCGGGUGGGGCGCGCCGUGCCGCCGCCCGGGGGAGCUGCCCGCCCUGGGCGCCCCCUGCGCCGGCCCGCCCUGGCACCCCUUCUUCGCCGACGACGGGCAGCUGUACGGGCCGGGCCCCGCCGGCGAGCCCGCCGCCCCCGGCCCCUUCGCCUACGGCAGGAGCCCCGGCCCGACGCCCCACGACGCCGCCGCCGCCGAGCUGCCCGCCGACCUCUGGUACCCGGGCGGCGUGCUGGGCCGCCUGCCCUUCGCGCCCGCCGCCGCCGCCGCCGCCGCCUGCAUCAAGACCGAGCUCAGCCCCUGGCUCGACGGCUACGCCGGCGCCUACGGAGACGUCAGGCUGGAGUCGGCCAGGGAGCACAUGCUGCCCAUUGACUAUUACUUCCCACCGCAGAAGACGUGCUUGAUCUGUGGGGAUGAAGCUUCCGGGUGCCACUAUGGAGCUCUCACCUGUGGGAGCUGCAAGGUCUUUUUCAAAAGAGCUGCUGAAGGUAAACAGAAAUACCUCUGUGCCAGCCGAAAUGACUGCACCAUUGAUAAGUUCAGAAGAAAAAACUGCCCUUCCUGCCGCCUUCGAAAAUGCUAUGAAGCAGGGAUGACUCUUGGAGCCCGCAAACUGAAGAAACUGGGCAAUCUGAAGCUGCAGGAGGAAGGGGAAGCUGCUGGUCCUUCGAGUCCCACAGAGGAGCAAGCCCCAAAGAUGACCAUGACCCGCAUCGAGAGCCUGGAAUGCCAGCCCAUCUUCCUCAACGUCCUGGAAGCCAUCGAGCCCGGCGUGGUGUGUGCCGGGCAUGACAACAACCAGCCCGACUCCUUCGCAGCCCUGCUCACCAGCUUGAAUGAGCUUGGCGAGAGGCAGCUGGUGCAUGUGGUGAAAUGGGCAAAAGCCUUACCAGGAUUCCGUAACCUGCACGUGGACGACCAAAUGGCGAUCAUUCAGUACUCCUGGAUGGGCUUGAUGAUUUUUGCCAUGGGAUGGAGAUCGUUUACCAACGUGAACUCCCGGAUGCUGUACUUUGCCCCAGAUUUAGUCUUCAAUGAGUACCGGAUGCACAAAUCCAGAAUGUACAGCCAGUGUGUCAGGAUGCGACAUCUGUCUCAAGAGUUUGGAUGGCUUCAGAUCACACCCCAGGAAUUCCUCUGCAUGAAAGCUCUGCUCCUCUUCAGUAUUAUUCCAGUGGACGGCCUGAAGAAUCAGAAAUUCUUUGAUGAACUUCGGAUGAACUACAUCAAGGAACUCGAUCGUAUCAUUGCUUGCAAGAGGAAGAAUCCCACAUCCUGCUCUCGCCGUUUCUACCAGCUCACCAAACUCCUGGACUCUGUGCAGCCUAUUGCUCGAGAGCUGCAUCAGUUUACAUUUGACCUCUUAGUGAAGUCCCACAUGGUCAGUGUGGACUACCCAGAAAUGAUGGCUGAGAUCAUUUCCGUGCAAGUUCCCAAGAUCCUCUCUGGAAAAGUGAAGCCUAUCUAUUUUCACAGCCAGUAAUGGG